AUGGCUUCCUCAUCCAUAAAGGCAGCCGCUACGAAAUCGAUUCUGACACCACCAAUGAUUUUGAAGGGUCACGGAAGAUAUACUCAAUCUAUAUCCUGUUUUCCGGACAGCCAACGAAUGAUCAGUGGAUCUUAUGAUAAGACCGUUCGGCAAUGGGAUCUGAAGGCGGGCAAGAAGGUUGAGGAAGCGAGGAGCAACGUCAAGGCCACUACGACCUAUGCGCGACCCCGGAACUGCAUCCGGGAUGGAAAGCUGGUUGACUCUGCAUCUUCUGCUGAACCUUACAUCGCAAUUAGUUACGUGUGGGACACCCGUCCUUCUUUCAAAGAAUGGGAAGGCAGGCGGGUCACAGAGCAAGCAUUACACAUCGCCGACCGACUCUCGAAACACGCCUCAUAUGCUCUGUGGAUCGAUGCAAUCUGCAUUGACCAGGACAACGAACCAGUAAAGAUGGUUGAGCUUGCAAAGAUGGCAGAUAUAUACCGUGGGGCCACAGCAGUGUUAUGCCUUGUACCGGAGAUAGACCAAACGACAAGCAGAGUCGUGGAGCACGGAACCGGAAUGAUAGAUUUAGAUGGGUUCCGUGCACUUGAACACGCUGGAGACACGCACGGGAUGUACAUGUUUGCUUCCCAAGGCUCAAAUAAGGCGCUGCACAAGCUAUUCAGCAGCAGGUGGUGGACGCGUGUCUGGACGUUCCAAGAGGCAGUUCUUAACCGCGCAACGUUUUUGGUGGGAGAGAAAGAGGAAACUAUACCCAUUUCCGACGUCCUCAAAAUCUCUCACCCAAUUAGUCGACGGGCAGCGACACAGAAGAAAGACAACUUACUGGGGCAAUUAUCCAGUUUUUGGGACUCGGUUCAUUCCAUGUCGGACGCGAUGAAGGUAUACAUGCCGCUCGGGACAGCUAUGUCGAGCGUGUGGAGGCGCCAAUCUACCGUCACUCAUGACAUGGCGUACUCUCUGCUUGGUGUAUGUCAUCUAGAGACAAUCAUGCCUGACUAUCGGCUUCCAGUGGAGAAAGUGUUCGCUGACCUUGUGGACAAAGCCAGCUUGAAAGGGGACUUUUCCUGGCUGAGAUGGAGCCACUUAGUCGACAGAGACACCACAUGUGAAGGAAUGUCUAUGGUGCCCGUACCUGCAACUGUGUUAGCAACCCCUGCCAGUGCUAUCACGGAAUGGCGUUCCGUAGAAGUUCCUCAGAUGUCAGUUGUCCGUAGAGGGGCCGUUGGUGUUCGCAUUCCGCAUCGGUCGACUGGCGUUAUAAGAUGGCAAUCACAACCGGAAGACAUCAAGGGAAUUAUCAACGUGUUCCAAAAGCUGUCAUACAGCCCCGAAGACAUAUGGAACUUAUUAUUUGGCCUGCACGUUGGAUUGGCGUGCGACAUCGAUAGAGCCGUGGGAGGAUCUGGGCUGGCUCAGGCAUUGCUCAACCUGGCGACUGGAUACAUCGACGGCACGUUCAAAUUGGAGGACUCAGAGGAUGAUUUGGUGGGAGAAAAGCCAUAUACGAGAGGAUACGGGUUCACGGCUUAUGCAUCCAUGGCAGCAAAGGUUUGGAAAAAUGCGCAGUUGGUCGUGAUGCGCUCCCAGGGUGGAACAACAGUGGUACCUACCCACAGUGGAACAGGACAGGCGCGGACUGCAUAG
This is a messenger RNA of Suillus subaureus, 1650 nucleotides long. Its product is annotated as heterokaryon incompatibility protein-domain-containing protein. The transcript is spliced from 2 exons. Bases 1 to 1650 code for a protein of 549 amino acids. Gene Ontology annotation, molecular function: protein binding. Lineage: Eukaryota; Fungi; Basidiomycota; Agaricomycetes; Boletales; Suillaceae. The record is from RefSeq and is a predicted model, not a curated record.